This is a messenger RNA of Juglans microcarpa x Juglans regia, 2368 nucleotides long. Its product is annotated as SWI/SNF complex component SNF12 homolog. The record is from RefSeq and is a predicted model, not a curated record. NCBI's taxonomy places the organism in Eukaryota, Viridiplantae, Streptophyta, Magnoliopsida, Fagales, Juglandaceae. Gene Ontology annotation, cellular component: SWI/SNF complex; nucleus. Gene Ontology annotation, biological process: regulation of transcription by RNA polymerase II. The transcript has 3 exons. The coding region runs from base 470 to 2113 and encodes 547 amino acids.
UUUCGACGAUUGAACAAAUACCAGCGACAGCGAGCUGAGGAAGGAGAGACAGCUCGGCUUCAUUGGCGGUCUCAAAGUAAAGGAGAAAAGAACUUGUACGUACGUAGUUUGAAUUGAAGGCUGGAUUUAUUUUUUAUCUGGAGUUCCAGAGGAAUUCUGUCUUGGGCUCAAUGUGUUCUACUUUGGAUUGAAGAUCUGGGGUUUUCUAAUGAAACUAGGGUUCCCCAAAAAAAAAAAAAACGGUUUAUACAAAAAUCGACGCUGUGUGGGAAUUCUGUGUUGGGAUUUAGGAAAUUUCACGAUUCAUACUCGAUUAAAUACCUAAGUUCUGAAAGUAUCGAAGAAAUUGUGAUGGCGCAAAAGAAAGCUUGAAUCUUUGCUUUUAGUAUGCUUACGCAAGGGAAGUUUUGUGGAUUUUGAUGCUGUAGUUUGGUCCCUGAAGUAUUUGUGGCGUCAUACAACGGUUUCAAUGAAUCAUAAUAACACCAAGAAGAAUGUUGGGGCGCCAACUCCUUUUGGUAAUUCUGGGACGGUUCCACAGUCUAUGCCCAUGAACCAGAACCACCAAACCCAUCUUCUAUCUCAGUCACAACCUCAAACACAAAGUGGGUCUCACUUCCCAGGCCACUUCCAGCUGUCUGAGCCUCAAACUCAGGCACUUGCACUGGCGCAGGCUCAGGCUCAUGCCCAGGCACAAGCUCAGGCUGCCCAUGUCCAAUUCCAAGCUCAGUUACAAGCUCAAGCCCAGUCAGUUCCCCAGUUGCAUCCUGGAAAUACUAGUAAUGUAGGUGUCCCGUCACCUUCUGUUUCGACGCCUGGUACUGGGAGUGCCAAGAGGAGCUCUCAAAAGCCACCUUCUCGGCCUCCUGGUUCAUCCAAUGCCAACACAGGUUCACCGUACAAGACCAUGGAGCUGACCCCUGCUGUUCGUAGAAAGAAGCAGAAGCUACCCGAGAAGCAAAUACCGGAUAAAGUAGCUGCGCUUCUGCCAGAGUCUGCUCUUUACACUCAAAUGCUCGAACUGGAGGCUCGGGUUGAUGCUGCUUUGGCAAGAAAGAAGAUUGACAUUCAGGAGUCACUGAAAAACCCUUCCCGUGUUCAGAAAACACUUAGGAUUUAUGUUUUCAACACCUUCACAUAUCAGACACAAACAGGUCCUGAGAACAAGGAUGCAGAGCCUCCUUCUUGGUCACUUAAGAUCAUAGGGAGGAUAUUGGAAGAUGGAAAGGAUCCUGUGGUGGCUGGAGUGGUGCAGAAACCUAGCACUUCGUACCCAAAGUUUUCAUCCUUUUUCAAGAAAAUUACCAUAUACUUGGAUCAGAGCCUCUAUCCAGGUAACCAUGUAAUUCUAUGGGAGAGUGCCCGUUCGCCUGUUCUUAAUGAGGGAUUUGAGGUGAAGAAAAAAGGGGAUAAGGAAUUUACCGCGAUAAUAAGACUGGAAAUGAACUAUGUGCCCGAGAAGUUUAAACUUUCCCCUGCUCUGAGUGAUGUUCUUGGAAUUGAGGUAGAUACUCGCCCAAGAAUUGUUGCUGCAAUUUGGCACUAUGUGAAGGUUAGGAAGUUACAGAACCCAAAUGAUCCUUCCUUCUUUUUUUGUGAUCCACCUCUUCAGAAAGUGUUUGGGGAAGAGAAGAUUAAAUUUGCCAUGGUUACACAGAAGAUUUCACAGCAUUUGACGCCCCCACCACCCAUACAUUUGGAGCAUAAAAUCAAGCUUUCUGGAAAUUGUCCUGCUGGAACUACUUGCUAUGAUGUACUGGUUGAUGUGCCUUUUCAAUUAGAGAAGGAAAUGAAUGCAUUCUUGGAAAAUACCGAACGCCACAAAGAGAUUGAUGCUUGUGACAAAUUGAUUUGUGCUUCUAUAAAGAAGAUCCACGAGAGUCGUCGGAGGCGGGCUUUCUUUCUUGGAUUUAGUCUUUCUCCGGCUGAAUUUAUUAACGCUUUAAUUGCUUCUCAGAGCAAGGAUUUAAAGCUUGCUGCUGGAGAUGCUAGCCGUAAUGCCGAAAAAGAGCGCCAUUCUGAUUUCUAUAAUCAACCAUGGGUUGAAGAUGCUGUCAUUCGUUACCUGAACCGCAAGUCUGCUGGAACGGAUGCUCCUGGAACACUUAAGUGAGAAUGAUUAUUAGCAUCCUGUUUGCGAUUCAAUAUUUCUAGCAUAAUCUCCGAGCUCCUAUUGUUUUCUUGCAGCUUAUGUUGUUGAGUAUAAGGGCAUAUGAAUUUACUCUCUCUCUCUCUCUCUCUCUCUCUCUCUGUUUGAUCUCUUUUUUUUCCUCUCAAGUAAUGUAUGGUAUGCUCUGGAGAAAGACUAUUCUUAGAGCUUUUGGCAAUGUAUUAAUAUAAUAAUGGAGGUGAUUAUUACCAUGAAAAA